This is a messenger RNA of Trichoderma aggressivum f. europaeum, 1116 nucleotides long. RefSeq lists its product as uncharacterized. Gene Ontology annotation, cellular component: Golgi apparatus. The record is from RefSeq and is a predicted model, not a curated record. Lineage: Eukaryota; Fungi; Ascomycota; Sordariomycetes; Hypocreales; Hypocreaceae. Bases 1 to 1116 code for a protein of 371 amino acids. The transcript has 4 exons. Gene Ontology annotation, molecular function: GDP-fucose transmembrane transporter activity; antiporter activity. Gene Ontology annotation, biological process: transmembrane transport.
AUGUCGGACAAGAAGAACGACGACUAUGGCGUCCGGGACAUGGAGAACGGAGAUGUCGGCAAGGUCGAGACGGCCUACUCUCGCUCACCGUCGCCUCGGGCCAAGUCUGGCGGCUUUGACUUUUCCAAGAUCGACAACAGCCCGGGCGCAUCUGUUCUCGGCUACUGCUUGUCGUCUAUCAGCAUGACUGUCGUCAACAAAUUCGUUGUCUCUGGCUCUUCAUGGAACAUGAACUUUCUCUACCUUGCUAUUCAAGUUGGCCUAAUCACCAACCUUUCUGCGUUUGAUUCGGAGAAGGGAAAGAAAUGGUUUCCCAUUUCUGUUCUUUUGGUUGGCAUGAUUUACACUGGUGCCAAGGCGCUUCAAUACAUCUCCGUGCCCGUGUAUACCAUCUUCAAGAACCUCACCAUUAUUGUCAUUGCUUACGGAGAGGUGCUCUGGUUUGGAGGAAGCGUUACCCCCACCAUUCUUCUCUCCUUUGGCCUCAUCAUUUUCAGCUCCAUAGUUGCUGCCUGGGCUGAUGCCGAUGCCGCAGGCCGUUCAGCAACGGCAUCUCAAUCCUUUGCCACCAUGAAGAUUGGCUACACCUGGAUGGGUUUGAACGUCUUCUGCCAGGCUGCGUUUGUGCUGGGCAUGCGCAAGGUCAUCAAGAAGAUGGGCUUCAAGGACUGGGAUACCAUGUUCUACAACAACUUCUUGACUAUUCCUGUCCUGAUCGUUGGAUCUCUUCUGGUUGAGGACUGGUCUGCCGAAAACUUGGCACGAAACUUUCCCGAGGAAACGCGAACCAACCUCAUCCUCGGCAUGGUGUACUCGGGUCUGUGUGCCAUCUUCAUCUCCUACUCUUCCGCUUGGUGUAUCCGCGUUACCUCGUCUACGACCUAUUCAAUGGUGGGAGCUCUGAACAAGCUUCCCAUUGCCGUCAGCGGUCUCAUUUUCUUCGAUGCCCCUGUUACCUUUGGUAGUGUUUCCGCCAUCUUCAUUGGCUUCGUCAGCGGUCUGGUGUAUGCUUGGGGCAAGAUCCGCCAGGGCGAAAAGGCCAAGAUGUCGCUGCCAGUGACCAAGCCCGUCAUGAGCGCCAGCUCCCAGAGCAACAACGACGCGUCCAAUGCGUAA